This is a messenger RNA of Silurus meridionalis, 2127 nucleotides long. It is a transcript of the gene creb1a, whose product is annotated as cAMP responsive element binding protein 1a. Lineage: Eukaryota; Metazoa; Chordata; Actinopteri; Siluriformes; Siluridae. Gene Ontology annotation, biological process: regulation of transcription by RNA polymerase II. Gene Ontology annotation, molecular function: cAMP response element binding; protein binding; DNA-binding transcription factor activity, RNA polymerase II-specific. Gene Ontology annotation, cellular component: ATF4-CREB1 transcription factor complex; nucleus. The record is from RefSeq and is a predicted model, not a curated record.
UUCGUGCCUGUUCGGGCGCGCUCGACGAUUUCCGGCGCGGGCCGACAUCGCGUCGUGCCGCAGUUUCGUGCUGUUGUUGUCUGCGGUGACGCGGCGGAGGUGUACCCUGACGCGGGCUCUUACGUGUCGGACUGAAUAAAAAGUGGAGCUCCGGAGGGCCCGGGAGUGACGCGAGAACAGAGAGAGCGAGUAAGCGAGUCCGUCAGCGGGCAGGCCGUGCUAACCGAGUCACCUCGUUUCCUCGCUGUGACGUUUCUAAAUGACCAUGGACGCAGGAGCAGAUGUGCAACAAGGCAGCGAGACAGCUGUCUCAGAGACAGACACGCAGCAGAUUGCCACCCUGGCGCAGGUUUCCAUAGCAGCAGGCCAGGCCUCAGUCACAGGGCCCACCGUCACCCUGGUGCAGCUGCCCAACGGUCAGACGGUGCAGGUUCAUGGGGUGAUCCAGGCCGCACAGCCGUCUGUCAUCCAGUCUCCCCAGGUCCAAACAGUACAGAUCUCCACCAUUGCUGAGAGCGAGGACUCGCAGGAGUCGGUGGACAGUGUGACGGACACCCAGAAAAGGAGAGAGAUCCUUUCCAGACGACCCUCUUACAGAAAAAUCUUGAACGAUCUCUCGUCGGACACUCCAGCCGUGCCGCGGAUAGAGGAGGAAAAAAACGAAGAGGUCGGCUCGGCUAUAGCCGCAGUCACCGUGCCCACCCCCAUUUACCAAACCAGCAGUGGACAAUACAUUGCCAUCACACAAGGCGGCGCCAUCCAGCUGGCUAAUAACGGCACAGACGGCGUUCAGGGCCUGCAGACUUUGACGAUGACAAACACAGGGGCUGCGCAGUCGGGCGCCACCAUCCUGCAGUACGCUCAGACCAGCGACGGCCAGCAGAUCCUGGUGCCCAGUAACCAGGUGGUGGUGCAGGCUGCGUCCGGCGAUGUCCAGGCAUAUCAGAUUCGCACGGCAUCGUCAGGCACCAUCACUCCCGGAGUGGUGAUGGCGUCCGGGCAGGGAGGUACCGAGGAGGUCACGCGCAAGAGAGAGGUCCGCCUCAUGAAGAACAGGGAGGCAGCGCGAGAGUGUCGCCGCAAGAAGAAGGAAUACGUGAAGUGUCUGGAGAAUCGCGUGGCCGUGCUGGAAAACCAGAACAAAACCCUCAUUGAGGAGCUGAAAGCACUUAAGGACUUGUACUGUCACAAAUCGGAAUAACACACACACACACACACACACUGCGCUUUUUCCCCAGGUGCUAUUGAGACAGAGACUCUUUCCCUUUACACAGGCACCUGGGCAGCAGUCUUUUCUUUUCCUAUCUGUCUUUAUUUUUAUUUUUAAAGAUAUCGGCUUAUAAGAAAUGAGAAAAAUUAAAUGCCUUUAUCAACAUCUGUAUAAAAAAAAAGCCAACUUUAAAAAAAAAAAAAAAGUCUUGACAUGUAAAAGCUCCAAAGCGACUCAACAGACGCCUAAGCAGAGCUGGUUUCAUCUCGAGAUCCCACAAUGCACCAGAUUCGGAUGACCACGUCUCUCUUCAAUCACGCUGACUUUGUUUUGUUUUUUCCCCUGGGGAGACGCAGAUCGUCCGACAUCACCAAGUGGGAUUUUGACGAAUUAACAAAACGAACUUAUUGGAAUUUCUACGUGCUUCUGUUACUAACACAUAAACCCUAUUUUGAUAUGAAACAAAAAAAAAUUCUAUUGAAUAUGUAUGUAUACGCUUCUAUUAUGGGAUGUUUUGUCACUUAACCUGCGCCUUUGCCUCUUUCUUUCAUCCCCAGCUACGUUUCUCGAUGUAAAAAAAAAAAAAAAAAACACGCUUAUAUGCUUCAGAGUGUAAGAGCUACAAAUGUAAUGCCAUGUUUUAUAGGACACUGUAACAUUUACUUAUCCGUACCGGUUUUCAUUAUCAAAUUCAUUUCUUUAUGAUUUAUUCAUCAUCCAUCUCAUCGAACGGAUGCCACACUGUGCUUGAAUUUAUAUAUCUCAUAUUUUUGCCUAUUAUCCCUGAAACCCCCGACCCCCCCACCCCACACACAUCUGUAUCUGGUGCUCACUUCUAAAUUGAAAAUUCCAUGUUAUGUUUGUUUCCUGUCAUCAAAAAUGUUGCCAUGAAAUAUUACAUGCAUCCUGUUUUUAAA